Molecule: messenger RNA, 620 nt
Organism: Pongo pygmaeus (Bornean orangutan)
Lineage: Eukaryota; Metazoa; Chordata; Mammalia; Primates; Hominidae
Product: oligosaccharyltransferase complex subunit OSTC
Cellular component (GO): oligosaccharyltransferase complex
Source: RefSeq, a predicted model, not a curated record
AACAUGGAGAUUUUGUACCAUGUCCUGUUCUUAGUGCUCAAAUGUCCUAACCUGAAGCUGAAGAAGCUGCCCUGGCUGCACAUGCCGUCAGCCGUGACGUAUGCUCUGGUGGUGGUGUCUUACUUCCUCAUCACCAGAGGAAUCAUUUAUGAUGUUAUUGUUGAAUAACCUCCAAGUGUUGGCUCUAUGACUGAUGAACAUGGGCAUCAGAGGCCAGUAGCUUUCUUUGCCUCUAGAGUAAAUGGACAAUAUAUUCUGGAAGGACUUGCAUCCAGCUUCCUGUUUACAAUGGGAGGUUUAGGUUUCAUAAUCCUGGACCAAUCAAAUGCACCAAAUAUCCCAAAGCUCAAUAGAUUUCUUCUUCUAUUCAUUGGAUUCGUCUGUGUCCCAUUGAGUUUUUUCAUGGCUAGAGUAUUCAUGAGAAUGAAACUGCUGAGCUAUCUGAUGGGUUAGAGUGCCUUUGAGAAGAAAUCAGUGGAUACUGGAUUUUUUCUUGUCAAUGAAGUUUUAAAGGCUGUAACAAUCCUCUAAUAUGAAAUGUGGAAAAGAAUGAAGAGCAGCAGUAGAAGAAAUAUCUAGUGAAAAAACAGGAAGCAUAUUGAAGAUUGGAUUAGAAUUUC